UUUGACAUUGACAGUAUUAUCCCGCAGUGUUGUUUUGUUUAACUCCGUGAAUUUCACGUGUUUUCGAAUAUCAAAGUUUAAUAAAAAGUUAUAUUCAAUUUGUCUCUAAAAUAUGCCAAUAGAUAGCGACGAUGAAGCCAUCAACCAAAUUCUGGAGUUAUCCAGAGCCGAAUUAGGUUUGCAUCCGAAGUCUUCCGACCAGAAAGACUCGUUUCAGGAAGAGACACUCAGCAACGAAGAUUCCGAUGGAAACGAAAACAUCACGACUGGAGAGGGAUUUAAAAAUGAGGACCAGGACGCCGAGGAUGAAGAUGUGGGUAGUUUUGUUAAGGCACCGAAAAAGGAUGAGUCUAGUGACGACGAGCGGGAUGCCGAAGAUCGGGUGGAUGUAAUGUUUGAUGAGCCGGACGAACAAUCCAUCGGUAAGCCGAAAAGCAAAAAAGAGAAGCAACUUAUGUCCCUGGUUUUCGGUGGCCGAGCGGAGCUUGUGUCCAAUUUUAUGAAAACAUCGGAUGAUGAUGACGACCAUGAUGAACAGCACCAAGAUGAUGAACAACAGGACAAUAAGAAGCGCAAACGAUCAGUAGCUUGGGAGGAUUCCGAUGAUGAGAACGACCAUGAUUUUCCUCAGAAGGGAGGUAAGGUCGAAAUGCGCGCAACCACUCAUCGACGGCGGAAAAACUUUGAGAAGAUCGUUGGUCAACCAAAGUGGGCUGACUUGGAUCGAGAGCGGGAGAUCGAUUCGGAUGAUGAGAUCUUAAAAAUGGUCGGUCAUGUGGUGAAAGGAACCAGCGUGGAUUUGCCCAAAGGAAACAUCGAGUUGAAACGACUGAAGAACCUAAACCGAGAAACGAAGAAUGAGGGCUCAAUUACUGCGAUCAAUUUCCAUCCGACUUCGAUGGUGGCGGUAAUGACCGGAAUGAAUGGAUUGGCAUCUAUUGUAGCGGUAGAUGGUACAAAAAACGAAAAGCUGCACACAAUUGGAUUGAAAAGGUUCAAGAUCGCUUGCUGUCAGAUGACUCCAGAUGGAAAUGAAGUGCUGUUCGGAAGUUUCCGAAAAUUCUAUCAUGUGUACAAUUUGAUAUCCGGGCGCAGCGAUACGCUGCAAUUGAAAGGAGAAGGCGCUUGGACCAUGAAGAAUUUUGAACUGUCGAAGUGUGGAAAAUAUUUAGCAGUUACUGGCGGCUUCGGCGAGAUACAUCUGUUGGAUGCAAGAAGUAAAGAUGCUCUGACCACCAUCCAACAAAAUCAUUGCUGCACUUCGUUGUGUUUUACUCCCGAUUCCAAAUACCUCAUAGCGAACAGUACAGAAAACGAAGUGUCGGUCUACCACUUGGAGAAACGUCGUUUCGUGAAUAUAUUCAUAGACGAUGGUUGCGUAAAUGGGUCAUUCAUAGCAGUGUGUCCCAACAACCGUUAUCUGGCGACGGGGAGUCGUCAGGGCAUAGUCAACAUAUAUUUGUUGGAGAAGGUUCUCAAACAAAAGUAUCCCAGUCCGGAGAAAACCAUUUCCAACUUGACCACCUCUGUGGGCUCGAUGGCGUUCAACGUAACGUCGGAGCUAUUGGCAAUUGCCUCAGCGGAAAUCCCGGAUGCGGUGAAAUUGGUGCACAUGAAAAGUGGGACAAUAUUCCGAAACUUUCCGAUGUUCAAAGCUGGCCUGGGAAGCGUUACUCGGGUGCAGUUUUCUCCGGGUGGCGGAUAUCUGGCCAUCGGUAGUCGAGAAGGAGUGGUUUCGUUGUUCCGUGUAAAACAUUAUCAGAAUUAUUGAAGGUUUAAUAAAGGUUUCGAUAAGCAAACGAAAA
This is a messenger RNA of Armigeres subalbatus, 1805 nucleotides long. RefSeq names its product U3 small nucleolar RNA-associated protein 18 homolog (gene wcd). Lineage: Eukaryota; Metazoa; Arthropoda; Insecta; Diptera; Culicidae. Bases 113 to 1771 code for a protein of 552 amino acids. The transcript has a single exon. Gene Ontology annotation, biological process: rRNA processing. Gene Ontology annotation, molecular function: protein binding. Gene Ontology annotation, cellular component: Pwp2p-containing subcomplex of 90S preribosome; small-subunit processome. The record is from RefSeq and is a predicted model, not a curated record.